Messenger RNA from Porites evermanni, 836 nucleotides. Lineage: Eukaryota; Metazoa; Cnidaria; Anthozoa; Scleractinia; Poritidae. The record is from the annotation of a GenBank genome assembly.
AUGCAAAGACAAAACUUAAAUGUGCCAAAAGACGGUACCGGUAUAUACAGUGAAAGUGACAGCAGUUGUAAUUCUAGAAUCAGUGAAUCCACUUCUUUGUCAGGUGCAACAGUUGCGUCCAUGAACAAAAAGCUUAAAGCAAAAAGAAAACAUUCUAAUGUGCUUGCUGCAAAAAAAAGAAACCACUCAGCCAAUGAUGCACGUGAAAACAUGACAAAGAAUAGUAGAAAUAACACUGAAAAAUCAUAUUCUACAAAAGAGAAUGGAAUGCCAGAGGGUUUAAAAUUUGAUGCAUUUUUACCACCUUCUCAAAACCUACCAGCUAACUCACCACACAUUGACAUACCAGAAACCCACCAACUAAAGGUUGCAGUUUUCACACAGAUGAAGAGGAUGAUGAUGUUGUUCAACAAACCCCUGACAUCCAGAUUUCAAACAAUGAGAAUGAUUUUGACAAUGAAACAACACGCAGUGAAGAACUUCAUCAGCAAAAAUCAUCUAGGGAAAAUAUGAAAAAGUUUCAUAAAUCACUAAAAUUUCAGAUUUAUCAAUGCGGUGUGUGCCAUGAAGCUUGGCCUUUGAAAACAAAGCCCAAAAAUACUGUCAGUUACACUUGUUCUCGUUGUCUGCGUGACAAGAAUAUUCCAAAAAAAUUUUCAACUGAGAACUCUAUGAUACCUUUCCCCGUUCCAAAAGAGUUACAAGGCUUAACUCAGUUUGAAGAGAUGCUUAUUGCAAGAGCAUUUCCUGUGAUGCGUGUAUAUACAAAACCAAGAGGUUAUUACCUUGCCACAGGAUGUACAACAGCUUGCAGAUAUUCUGCCCAGGUGCCCUAG